Ruditapes philippinarum (Manila clam) is the source of this 2246-nucleotide messenger RNA. RefSeq lists its product as uncharacterized. The coding region runs from base 105 to 1919 and encodes 604 amino acids. NCBI's taxonomy places the organism in Eukaryota, Metazoa, Mollusca, Bivalvia, Venerida, Veneridae. The transcript is spliced from 2 exons. The record is from RefSeq and is a predicted model, not a curated record.
CAAACAUCAGUUAUGUUUAAAUUAUUGAUAUAUACACACAUGUGGAUAGUUGUGAUAAAAUACAUGAUGAGUGAAUUCUUUUAAAAUCAUGUUUCAAAGUAUAUAUGGAGAAAAAUAUCUUUCGAUUAGAGAGUUCUUCAUUCUACGUCAAUGAAGCAGGUGUGGCUGCAAGACGAGAUAUGAUUGGUUUCUGUCAUCACGUGUCUCUUCGAUUCAGAAUACUUUGUCUUUUGUUUACCGUAGUGUCUUUCUACAGUAUCACGUGGCUGUUUAAUUUCCGGGUGGUAUCUUACCACAGUAUCUCGAGAACAACUGUUGAUUCCGUUGACGAAACAUUAAGGUUAGCAAUGAACCAUACAUCAAAAAAUACAAACAGAAGCACAUCUGAAAGUUUUUCAUCAAUCGCUACCAAAGGCAAAGAGAACGCCUCUCUUCCUGCAGUCGUAUCUGUAAAAAGAAAAGCGAAAGAAAAUAAAAGAACAAAGUAUUUAGGUGACCUAUUUGAAAAGGAAUUGAGAAAUAAUUUAAAUAAGGAUGAUAUUGUGAACAAGUCUACAAGUGUUCUUUCGUUUACUACUAAAACAAAUAAGGAGCAAAGGGUAUAUGGACCUAAGAAAAUGAACAUCAACUUCAAAGAAUUAAAUAUAACUAGACAAUAUAGACUUAUAACAAAUAAACCCAAUGUGCAAGUUGCUAAGCAAGAUGUAAUGCUAAAACCGGAUACAGUAUCAGCUGUAUCAAAAAACCAGUCUAACUUAAUACAGCUUUCACUAGAGUAUAAACCAAAUAUAGAGACCGGUUCUCCUGAGUUGCUUCAUGUAAUAUCACCACACCAAAAGAAGAAUGUACAAGCCAGUGCCAUGCAUUUUGAUCCCCAAGCCGAGCGAUUAAAUAGUUCUUUUGUAGAUAAAAGUAAAAACUUUAUAAUUCACCAUCCAUUGUUAUUGAAGGAAAGCAAUAAUAAAUUUGUAUUAAAUGGUACAAAGGGGGAAACGAUAGACACAGAAAGUCGUGGUUUUAAUGAUACCACAAGAGUUCACUUAGGUACAGCAGAUGAUAACAAUUCUUCAAUGAUAAGUGAUUCUGAUCAACCGUUUGAACAGAAGACGUUCGUAUCAUGCCAAUACCCUCUUAAUGCAUCCAACAAAACUAAGGUAGGAAUUCUAAUUCCCUCCUCGACAAGGAAGAUUGUAUCCCCUUUGUUACAAAAUUUGACGCUUGUAAAACUAAGUAUACCGUCUAUCUAUAAAACAUUGGAAGAAAAAUACGUAUAUAGAAUAUACAUUGGCAUUGAUGAGGGUGAUUUUCUGCAAACAGUUGAAACCGAGCUGAGGAAAAUGUAUGAUUGUGUUAUACCAGUAAUUGUUAAAGGAAAGAAUUACGUCAAAUCUGUGAACACCAUAGCUGAUCGUGCCUACAUCGACGGAAUGGAUUAUUUAGUCCGUACCAAUGACGAUACGGUAUUUGUUACUGGAAACUGGACAACCAUUGGUAUAAACAAACUGAGAGAAUACCAUCCAGAAAAUGUGGGCGUUGUUGGACCAACUUGUAACGAAGGGAAUACGAAUAUUCUAACUCACGAUAUGGUACAUCGACAGCAUCUAGAAAUAUUUGACUUUUAUUAUCCCCCUUACCUAGAAAAUUGGUGGACUGAUGACUGGAUAACACGUGUUUAUCAACCCAACAAGUCCACAAAAUUGACUUCAUGGAUAGUUAAACAUAUAAUAUUAAAUACAAGAUACAAUGUUGAUUUCGAAAGACAAAAAUGGUCGGAAACAUUAAUCAAAUAUGAUAGGAAUAGGUUACAGAAGUAUAUAGGAUGCAAUUGUGAAAGUAGCGCGGGAAAUCCAUUAAUAUAUACAUCUUUGGUUUUAAUCAUUUUGCAGUGCUUAGUAUGUCUGGCAUCAAAGCUGAAUUAAAUGAUGAGGGUUGAUAAUUUUAAUCAGUGCCAAAAACUACGUCAAGACAAAAUGAUUGAACAAAUGGUUAUAUCAUUGACGAAUGUUCCCUUGUGUAUCUGUAAAGUUCAGUAAGUCAUUUGAUAUGCCAGUAUAUUUGAUAUAUAAAAUGUUGUUAAGGCAAUAAUUCAUUUAUUCUAUCUCAUUCGUCCGUUAUCUCAAUUAGCAAUAUAUAUUUUACUUUUGUUAAUUGUAUUAUUCAUUUUUGACGUUUUUAUAUAAAACUAUACUACUUAACAUGAAGUUGAAUCAAACUGAGUUUUUUCAUUGAUUAAUGUGUGUCAACAA